Molecule: messenger RNA, 264 nt
Organism: Cladophialophora psammophila CBS 110553
Lineage: Eukaryota; Fungi; Ascomycota; Eurotiomycetes; Chaetothyriales; Herpotrichiellaceae
Exons: 2
Coding region: 1-264 (87 amino acids)
Source: RefSeq, a predicted model, not a curated record
AUGGACGGAUCAUACCACCAGGAAUUAGCCGUGCAAGCCGGAGCUAUUGCUGAGGAGUUGACAGUGGUGGUGAUGUCUAUGCAUGAAGAGAAUGCUGUCGAUGAACAUGAACUGGACGAACUGGAUGUACCCGACGAACUUGGCGAGUUCGUCGUUGGCUCAUUCGAUGGAUUUGCUGCUGGAUUGGUCGUACACGGCGAUGCUGUACAAUGGAUUGUAGGAAUGGUCAAAGUUGCAGAGGGCAGAGGAGGAACUGGAGGAUGA